Molecule: messenger RNA, 2195 nt
Organism: Orbicella faveolata
Lineage: Eukaryota; Metazoa; Cnidaria; Anthozoa; Scleractinia; Merulinidae
Source: RefSeq, a predicted model, not a curated record
UGUUUUCGGUAAAAUGUUUGCAUAAUAAUGUUUGAGCGUUUAAGCGAAAAGCCUGUUUAUAAUUGCUCCGGUUUCAGUUACGAAAUACAUACCUCUUGAAUCGCGGAAAUAAGCAUUCACGACGCAGUCAAAGUCGAACCGGCUGAAGAAAAACCGAGUACCUUGGUGCUCCUGAAAGAGAUGGAGAAUGAGCCACAGCCUGGUACAUUUUCUGCUCCUUUUGUAACCACUUCAGCCGCUCUAAAAUCAUUGGGUUGUGUCACAUACGCCCUGUUCUACAUCUGGCAAGUUAUCGGUUUGAUCCUGUACACCAUUCGUGCCUUUGAAACGAGUCUCUUGGCGAAACAUACCAGCUUUCAGUCGACGUACAUCCCGACGUUUCAUCACUCUGAACAACUGCAGCUGGCCUGGUCCAUGUCUCAGAUACUUAACAAUGCCUUGGUUAUUCUGGCUGUGUCAAAGGUUCCCUCGUUUCUGGGCUGUACCGCCAUCCUAAGAUUGCUUAUUCGUCUACCGGGGUUUUGGAGUCUUCUUUCCUUGUUUGUAAUGACUAUUGUAGGCUAUGGAAUGAUUCUCUCACUGGCAAAUAACAAAAUGGAAAUCGCUUUGAUUAUGGGUUUUGCGAUCGACAAUGGAAUUCAAGUCGUCUUAAUUUGCCUUCUUAAUUUCACCCAGGUAAACCACUCUCGAGGAGAAUUUCCUUUUAAAGUGUUUUGUUUUGUUAAGAUAAACAUAUUCCUUUUGGUUCUGUCGUAUUUCUCAACUUUUGUGAUUGGCUCGGUACAGUUUUCUCUUCGUGUUUAUGGUUUUGAUGAGAACACGGGAAUUUCUGAUGAAUUUCGCGCUUUAUUUAUCGCAGUACGGAGAUUUACGCAGAUUCUAUACUGCUACAAAAUCUUUGUAUUUUACUGGGAAAAGUUCCUUGUUGAUCAUAGGAAUAUCCUACAGUGUCGCUACGAUUAUUUAGAUGAGUUACACGAAAGCAGUGCCACAAACACACAGAGGGGUCUGGGUCAGGCUGCUGGAAUCUCAGUUACCGCAGACCAGAAUGACGUAAUCUAAGGGAUCGAUAAGCUUUGGUCGAUUCUUGCGUGAACAUAUGACUAAACGAUUUUGGUGAGAGUGUUGAAAUAUACUAGUUACGCAACGUUUUCGAGUAGUAUAUCAUGGAAUAUCCUACGAGUCACUUGAUACAAGUGACAAGUAGGAUACUUCAUGGUAUACCACGAGAAAGCGUUACAUAACUAUUUUACACCAUGCCAUAGAAAAUACAGUGGUCAACAAAAUCAAUGGGACAUACGCGCGGCACUUGAUGGGAAGUCUGGGCGUAAUACCGUCGAAUAUACAACGGCUUUCCUGUUUUCUAAUUGGCUGUAUUUUGUGUGGCGUGGUAUAAACAGACAUAUUUUAAAGUAAGUGUUAGUACUUGAAAAGAAUACCUGUAUUUUCUUUGAAGCCUUUAAUUUCAUACCUUACAGCUGACUAGUGUUGAGCGGUACUGAGCCAAUUAUGUAAUAUAAUGAUUUUUGUUUAACAAUGAGCUCUACAAGGCCUAGCAAGAUUUACUUUCUUUCAGUCUCAAUUUUUUUUUUCUUUUCGGUAACUUUCGUAAAGAAAGAAAGUUGGCUAUGCAUAUUAUUCUGCAUCUUCAUGUAAAUACAUAAUAUUUAUAUCGCACAAUUGUCAAAUAUCUGUCGGUAUUUGUAGGACCGUGGCCAGUAUGAGGUAAUCGAAACCGAGGCACUUACCUCAGCCAUUUCUUUCGUUUUAGGCUUUUUAUGGAGGGGUUGAAGGUAAAACACUGCUUAAUACCAGGAAGAGAAUUUAACCACAGUCUUUACCUUUUAUCUUUUAUGUAUCGAUAUAUCUACUAUACAUUUCAAGUUCGCGAAAUUCUACUAAGAACUUUUCAGACGGACAAUAUAUACUUGAAGUUCAUACUGCACAAGUAAUCGCGCAAUAUUGCGACCAGUAGUUUGUCAGUGCACGUGUUUUAUGUAAACCAAUUAAUUCUUAUAGCAUGGGUGUAAAAAUAAACGAUAUUUUUCUCAACAAAAGUGGUUCGCUCAAUCACCUUAUCUCGAAACAAACCACGCAGCCUUGCGAAAAUAUCAAGGAUUUAAAAGAGUUAUAGAAGCAAAAGAAGAGGUGCGGAAUGAGGAUGAGGGGUGGAUUGGGUGGCAAGGUUGACCGGG